GUUUGAUUUAACUCUGUUCUUGUCGGGUUAUUGAAGGAAUUUGAUUGAAUCGUUGGAAUUCUUAUCCCCUUAAGUUUAUAAUUAUAGUUUUUUUGGUUUAACAGUGGAUUUGUUGGGCUCUGGGUAUUGGGUUUUGUUUGUUGAGCUUCGAGGUUGCUGUGGCAUGAAGUCUCCGAUUGAAAAGUUGUGUAUAUGGGGGGUUUGGGUCGAGAAAAUUAGAUGCGGGUGAGGUUGAAAUUGAUCGUGUUCUUUAGCGAAACCGGCUUCGGCUGAGAUUUUGGGCGGUGGGGGUUGGGUUGUGAUAUUCCCAGAUGAGGUUCCACUGUUUGUAGUUUACUUUUUGAAGAUUCAGAUUGAUUUGCUGGUCGAUUUAUGGUACUUCUGUAGUGAUAAGAAAGGUUGUGCAAAAAAAGUUGUUCUGCAGUCGUUGUUGCGUUCUUGGAAGAUACUUUGGUGCUUCAAAUUUGUGGGUCAAUUUCUUUUUGUUUGUUGGAUCUCACUGAAAUGAGGCUUUCAACUGCUGGUUUUAGUCCUCAGGCUCCGGAAGGGGAGAGGAGAGUUCUUAACUCGGAGCUUUGGCAUGCAUGUGCUGGCCCACUUGUUUCUCUACCUGCUGUUGGAAGUCGGGUUGUUUAUUUUCCACAGGGUCAUAGCGAGCAGGUUGCCAUAUCAACCAACAGAGAAGUUGAUGCCCAUAUACCAAGUUAUCCAAGCUUGCCACCACAGCUAAUCUGCCAGCUUCACAAUGUUACAAUGCAUGCAGAUAUUGAGACAGAUGAAGUGUAUGCCCAAAUGACCUUGCAACCGCUCACUGCUCAAGAGCAAAAGGAGCCUUAUCUUCCAGCUGAGUUGGGUGCCCCCAGCAAACAACCAACCAACUAUUUUUGUAAAACAUUGACAGCAAGUGACACUAGUACACAUGGAGGAUUUUCUGUUCCUCGUCGUGCAGCUGAGAAAGUGUUUCCUCCAUUGGACUUCUCUCAGCAGCCUCCUGCACAGGAGUUAAUUGCAAGGGAUCUGCAUGAUAAUGAGUGGAAAUUUAGGCAUAUCUUUCGUGGCCAACCGAAAAGGCAUCUCCUUACAACUGGAUGGAGUGUGUUUGUAAGUGCUAAGAGGCUUGUUGCUGGCGAUUCGGUUAUCUUUAUUUGGAAUGAAAAGAAUCAAUUACUGUUGGGGAUCCGUCGAGCUAAUCGACCACAAACAGUGAUGCCCUCGUCGGUUCUGUCCAGUGACAGCAUGCACUUGGGGCUUCUUGCUGCUGCAGCACAUGCAGCUGCUACAAAUAGUCGGUUCACGAUAUUUUAUAAUCCAAGGGCUAGCCCAUCAGAGUUCAUCAUACCUCUGGCCAAGUAUGUCAAAGCUGUGUACCAUACCCGUGUUUCUGUUGGUAUGCGUUUUAGAAUGCUAUUUGAAACAGAAGAAUCAAGUGUUCGUCGUUACAUGGGCACUAUUACUGGUAUCAGUGAUUUAGAUUCUACCCGGUGGCCAAAUUCACACUGGCGCUCAGUCAAGGUUGGAUGGGAUGAAUCUACAGCUGGGGAGAGACAGCCAAGGGUUUCCUUAUGGGAGAUCGAGCCACUUACAACCUUCCCAAUGUAUCCUUCUCCAUUUCCCCUCAGGCUUAAGCGCCCCUGGCCAACUGGAUUUCCCUCUUUCCAUGGUCUUAAAGAGGACGAUCUGGGAUUAAAUUCUCAACUAAUGUGGCUUCGGGGAGAUGGUCUAGAUCGUGGAAUUCAACCUCUGAACUUCCCUGGAAUUGGAGUUGCACCAUGGAUGCAGCCAAGGCUUGAUGCUUCUAUGGUCGGUCUGCAGCCGGAGAUAUAUCAAGCAAUGGCUGCUGCUGCACUACAGGAGAUGAGAACCGUAGAUCCUGCUAAGGCGCAGGCUGCUUCGCUUCUUCAAUUCCAACAAACUCAAAAUCUUCCCAACAGGCCUGCUAAUUUCAUGCCACCUCAGAUGUUGCAGCAGCCUCAGCCUCAGCCUCAGCCUCCACAGACCUUUCUUCAAGGUGAUGAAAACCAACAUCUCUCUCAUUCUCAGGCCCAAAGCCAGCCUACUGCUGUUCUUCAGCAGGAGAUAAAGCAUCAAACAUUCAACAACCACCCCCAGCAGCAGCAGCAGCAGCAACAACAACAACAACAGCAGCAACAGCAACCACAACAGCAAGUGUUUGAUCACCAUCAAAUUCCAAGUCCCAUGUCUACAAUGUCUCAGUUCAGUUCUGCUUCCCAAUCCCAAGCCCAAUCCCUGCAAACUAUUCCUCCAUUAUGUCGGCAACAGAGUUUUUCUGAUUCAAAUCCCAACCAUGUGACAAGUCCCAUCAUUUCACCCUUGCACAGCCUAUUAGGUGGUUCAUUUUCACAAGAUGAAUCAUCUCAGAUGCUUAACCUUCCUCGAACCAAUCCCAUGAUACAUUCAUCUACAUGGCCGUCAAAGCGAGCUGCAAUCGAUCCUCUUCUCUCUUCAGGAAAUUCUCAGUUUGUUCUUUCCCAAGGGGAAAAUAUAGGGACAACUCCGGCUAAUAUCUCUCAGAAUGCUUUUUCAUUGCCGCCUUUUCCUGGGAGAGAGUGUUCAUUAGAUCAAGGGAAUGUCGAUCCGCAGAGUAAUCUUCUGUUUGGUGUCAAUAUAGAGCCUUCAUCUCUUCUAAUGCAGAAUGGCAUGCCAAAUCUUAGGGGAAUUUGCAGUGACAGUGACUCAACAGCUAUACCUUUUUCUUCGAAUUAUGUGAAUACUGCUGGUACCAACUUCUCUGCCAAUCCAACUGGGACAGGGACACCUUCCAAUUGCAAUGAGGAUUCAGGUUUCUUGCAGUCUCCAGAAAACACUGGCCAAGUAAACCCACCAACCAGAACCUUUGUAAAGGUUUACAAGUCGGGGUCCUUCGGUAGAUCACUGGAUAUUUCCAAAUUCAGUAGCUACCAUCAGCUACGCAGUGAGCUUGCUCACAUGUUCGGCCUUGAAGGCGAAUUGGAGGACCCUUUGAGAUCAGGCUGGCAGCUUGUAUUCGUUGACCGGGAAAAUGACGUCCUUCUUCUUGGGGACGAUCCCUGGCCGGAGUUUGUCAACAGCGUGUGGUGUAUCAAAAUACUAUCACCACAGGAAGUGCAGGACAUGGGCAAACGUGGCCUAGAGCUCUUGAACUCUGUCCCGAUUCAGAGGCUCUCAAAUGGCAGUUGUGAUAACUACGCCAACAGACAGGAGUCAUCCAGAAAUAUGAAUUCUGGGAUUACUUCUGUCGGGUCUCUUGAGUACUGAGGCAUUUAACCGGUCAACAUGCCUUCUCUGUACUAUUACUAGCUCUCAGUUACUUUUUCUUGAGAAUGUAAAAGCAAUUUUAGUUUGUUAACUUGAGCUCAGAUAUGAGCCAAAAACUGUAAUUAAUUAAGUGAUUCCCCCUCUCCCUUCUGUUUUAUCAUACAUACAGGUAUUCAGGACAGCUUUGUAUGACUGGAGAUAGCUUUUGUUAUUUGCUAUAUAUUGCAGUUUUAUAAAUGAAAGUUCUAUUAGAACGGCUAA
Messenger RNA from Cucumis sativus (cucumber), 3516 nucleotides. RefSeq names its product auxin response factor 6. Gene Ontology annotation, cellular component: nucleus. Gene Ontology annotation, biological process: regulation of DNA-templated transcription; response to hormone. The record is from RefSeq and is marked provisional. Gene Ontology annotation, molecular function: DNA binding; protein binding. NCBI's taxonomy places the organism in Eukaryota, Viridiplantae, Streptophyta, Magnoliopsida, Cucurbitales, Cucurbitaceae.